AUGGCCCGUCUCCCUCCCGCCGAAAAGCUUCCCCUCGCGCUCCGGAAGAAUGUCCGUGACGAGUGGGAGAACAACAAAGCCGACCUCGAGGCGCAGCUCUCGGAUGUCCUUGGCGCUCCCUGGACCAUUGAACUGAACCCUCUCGCCAUCUGGCCCUACCACAAUGACGGCUACGCCAAGGAGUCGCUUGGUAGCUGUAUCAAAGCCUACAUCGAAGGCGCCAUCUACACACUCAAGUACCAAGCUGGCAAGGGCGGCGACGCUUUCAAGAACGAGGUCAACACCAUCUGCCACGCCCACGUCCUAACCCUUGACGUCGAGACCGAGCAGCCCGCCCGCUUCUCCUACGCCGGCUGUGACGUCGACGAUGCCGGCCGCCUGAGCCUGCUUUUCACCGAGAAGAAUCUCGGCAGCAACAUCGACUCCUGCUGCGAGGAGAGCACACUGACCAAGGCCCUCAACGCGGCACCGAGCCCCAGCGGUGUGCCUUUGUCCUACCUAGUGCGCAUGGGCAUCCACAACGACUACGACACACAGAUCGUCGCCAUCCGCGAGCAAAUCGCCACACUUCUCGAUAAGCCCGUCGAGGCAGUCACCCUCACCCCCAACUUUGAGGCGAACUUCGCCGCUCUCUCCGCCUCUUCGUCGUCUUCGCUGCGUGACGACUGGCAGCGUGUCCUGCCCGAUUUUACGCGGGCGUACUUUGACGCAUUGGCGUACCAGCUCAAGUAUAUCAAGACGGGCGAAGAUGAGAUGAUCCGCGAGGGCGUUCUGGAGGCUGUCAGCACCAACGAGUAUGCGUUCCGGGUGGUGGAGAAGCUCAAGAAGGAGACGUACAAUGAGUGCGAGAUCGAGGACGGGGUGUUGUACCUGCAAACCACACCGGAGUAUUUCGGGUCCAAUAUUGACCAGAUCGCGAGCAAGCUGAUGGAUUUGUUGUAA
Dichotomopilus funicola is the source of this 942-nucleotide messenger RNA. RefSeq lists its product as uncharacterized. Lineage: Eukaryota; Fungi; Ascomycota; Sordariomycetes; Sordariales; Chaetomiaceae. The record is from RefSeq and is a predicted model, not a curated record. Bases 1 to 942 code for a protein of 313 amino acids. The transcript is spliced from 3 exons.